Orycteropus afer afer is the source of this 471-nucleotide messenger RNA. It is a transcript of the gene NPY, whose product is annotated as neuropeptide Y. Gene Ontology annotation, biological process: feeding behavior; neuropeptide signaling pathway. NCBI's taxonomy places the organism in Eukaryota, Metazoa, Chordata, Mammalia, Tubulidentata, Orycteropodidae. The record is from RefSeq and is a predicted model, not a curated record. Gene Ontology annotation, molecular function: neuropeptide Y receptor binding; neuropeptide hormone activity. Gene Ontology annotation, cellular component: extracellular region.
AUGCUGGGUAGCAAGCGACUGGGGCUGUGCAGACUGACCCUUGCCCUGACCCUGCUCUUGUGCCUGGGCGCGCUGGUCCAGGCGUACCCCUCCAAGCCGGACAACCCCGGCGAGGACGCGCCUGCCGAGGACUUGGCUAGAUACUACUCGGCGCUGCGGCACUACAUCAACCUCAUCACCAGGCAGAGGUAUGGAAAACGAUCUAGCCCUGAGGCACUGAUUUCAGACCUCUUGAUGAGAGAGAGCACAGAAAAUGUCCCCAGAACUAGGCUUGAAGAUCCUUCUAUGUGGUGAUGGGAAGUGAAACUUGCUCUCCAGUCUUUUCCUAUUUUUCAACCCAUAUUUCAUACUGUGAAACCUGACUCUGCCUGUCCUACCAAUGCAUGCAGCCACUGUGCUGAACUCUGCACGGUUUUCCUUUGUCAACAUUGUAUAUAUGUAUGUUUAAAUAAAGUACCAUGCAUUCAAAAG